Bombina bombina (fire-bellied toad) is the source of this 4886-nucleotide messenger RNA. It is a transcript of the gene BLTP3B, whose product is annotated as bridge-like lipid transfer protein family member 3B. Lineage: Eukaryota; Metazoa; Chordata; Amphibia; Anura; Bombinatoridae. The transcript is spliced from 21 exons. The coding region runs from base 206 to 4459 and encodes 1417 amino acids. The record is from RefSeq and is a predicted model, not a curated record.
CCUGCUGGCUGUCUCUAGGUGAUGGUGCAGCUAAAAUGGUCGCUGUGUGAUGGUCUUCACAGUCACAAAGUGACACCCAGCACCCUCACCUGACAAAUGUCCCUCGUCUGUGAACAUGGCGUGGCGAACCGGUGACUGAUCUUAAAGGGAGGCUUUUACAGUGGGGUAGUGCUGCUUCAGUGGGGGUAACAGUUAUCCCUAAACCAUGGCUGGGAUCAUAAAGAAGCAGAUAUUGAAACAUCUUUCCAGAUUCACCAAGAACCUGUCUCCUGAUAAGAUCAAUUUAAGCACACUAAAAGGUGAAGGUCAAUUGACCAAUUUGGAACUAGAUGAGGAAGUUCUCCAGAACAUGCUGGACCUGCCUACAUGGCUUUCCAUCAACAAGGUCUUCUGUAACAAAGCUUCCAUUCGGAUCCCAUGGACUAAGUUGAAGACUCAUCCAAUUUGCGUGAGCCUGGACAAAGUCAUAAUGGAAAUGAGCACGUGUGAAGAACCUCGCAAUUGCAAUGGACCUUCACCAUUGGUGACCGCAUCAGGGCAAAGCGAAUAUGGUUUUGCUGAGAAAGUAGUUGAAGGAAUCUCACUUUCUGUGAAUUCUAUUAUAAUACGGAUAAAAGCGAAAGCCUUCAAUGCAUCAUUUGAACUUUCCCAGUUAAGGAUCUACAGUGUAAAUGCAAAUUGGCAGCAUGGAGAUUUGAGGUUUACACGAAUCCAAGAUCCUCAACGUGGAGAGGUGUUAACAUUCAAAGAGAUAACCUGGCAGAUGAUUAGAAUAGAAGCCGAUGCCAUUCAAAAUAGUGAUCACGAAUUAAUGAGCGCUCCUGUUCGGCUAAUUACAAAUCAGUCCAAAAUUAGAGUCACUCUGAAGAGGAGGCUAAAAGAUUGCAAUGUUGUUGCAUCAAAGUUAAUUUUAAUACUGGAUGAUCUGUUGUGGGUAUUAACGGACUCUCAAUUGAAAGCUAUGGCUCAGUAUGCAAAAUCACUCAGUGAAGCAAUUGAGAAAUCCACAGAGCAGAGAAAAAGCAGGGCGUCUGAGCCCACACAGAACUCUGUGCCUCCAGCAAGCUCCCAGGCGAAAACACAGCAAACAUCAACAACCGCCGAGCAAAACCAGGCUAUUUUAAAGUUAUUUAGUGAUUUUGAUAUUAAGGAAACCUCAUACCAUCUGAUUAUCUCACACUUGGACUUUCACAUUUGUGAUGAUGUUCAUGCCAAAGAAAAUGCAUUUACCAGACGUAUUACUGGAGGCGCCAUGCAGUUAUCCUUCAGCCAGCUGACUGUUGACUACUAUCCGUGCCACAGAGCAGGAGACAGCUGCAUUCACUGGAUGUACUAUGGUGAUGCCACAAAAACGAGGUGCUCCUGGGCAGAAGAAUUACUGGAGGAGUUUAAAUGUAAUGUGGAUUUGCUUAAACAAGCUGUUAAAGACCAUAAUUCAGGAUCCCCAACAAAAUCCGCCCUCAGUGUGUCACAGCAAUAUGGACAAACAGGUUGCGAUCACAGUCUUAAAGGAUCAUCUCCAAAUUCAUCUGGCGAAAACCUACAAUCAAAGCUAAUGUCCAGUUCAUUUGUGGUUAGACUAGCUGACUUUAACAUUUAUCAGGUUUCUACGGCAGAUCAGUGUCGUUCAUCACCUAAAUCAAUGAUUUCCUGCAACAAGAAGUCACUCUAUCUUCCACAGGAAAUGCCAGCAAUUCAUAUUGAAUUUACUGAAUAUUAUUUCCCUGACGGAAAGAAUUUCCCCAUUCCAUGUUCCAAUAUCUAUGUACAACUAAAUGCACUACAAUUAACUGUGGAUGAGAAAAGUAUACUCUGGCUGAACCAGUUUGUAUUGGAUUUAAGACAAAGUGUUGAUCAGUUCAUGGCAAUGUACAAGUUAACAGACAGUACCAAGUCAGAUGACCAUGUUGAUGUCAGAGUAGAUGGACUCAUGCUUAAGCUUAUUGUACCCUCCCAAAAGAAGGCAGAUCGUCAUCAUGAUCAGCCGGCUGCCAUCUCUGUUCAAACUUCCGAAAUGAUUGCAACCAACACCAGACAGCCCCCAAACUGCAGACGUUCCGAUCUAGAAGCCAUAUUUCAGGAUUUUAAAGACUGUGAGUUCUUUUCUAGAACCUUCACCUCUUUUCCAAGGUCUCUUGGAAGCUUUGAACUUUUGCAUCCAAUAUUUCAGAGGCACGCUUAUGAACAGGACACGAAAAUGCAUGACAUCUACAAAGGACUUGUUGAUCCAAAGAUGGAUACCAAUGCACUAAAAACAACUGCUGCUAAAGAUAUAUGGGUCAUACAUUUCACACAGUUUUGGAUUGACUUUGAAGGAAUAAAAAGUGGCAAGGGCAGACCUGUAACUUUUGUUGAUUCGUUUCCGCUGUCCCUCUGGAUCUGCCAGCCUAUACGGUUCUCACAAUCAUAUAAACACACACUUUCCAACAACAUUUCCAAAAGUGAAUCAACAGACUUUGUUGGUCGGUUGCAACGCAAGAAACUAUUAAAACAAUAUUAUAGCACAGGGACAGAUUGUUUAAAUCCUUCCUUGCAGAAGUCCCAAUCCUUGGACAGCAGUCUGGGAUCGACUUCAACAUACUCACAGUCAGAUGCCGAUAUUCAUGUAUUAGCUCAUAUACAAAAGCACGUGAGCUUGCAGCUCAAUCACUACCAGUAUGUUUUUUUACUCUUGUUGCAAGAAUCCUUAAAACAGGUGGUGGAAAACAUUCAGAAGGAUGUAGAAGCUGUGAAUGGCAAACCAGCUGAGGAAGCAAAGUUAUCUAUAGGCCUACUUCUGAAAACUGCUGAAUUAGCGCUGCAGCUUCAUCCUGUGCCACAAGAGAACCCUUCCUGUUCACCACUCUCACAAGAAGGGAGUAAUUUAGUAGACCUCAAAACUAUGUCACCGUCUGAAGGUAAAGCACCUGAUAAUCUUAUUGACUUAAUAAGCAGUACUGAUGUUGAAAGUAUUCCUGAAAAACCUGAUCCCAAAAUGAUAAUUUUGUCAGACACUUUGCUUUCCAAAUCAUCCAGCGACACAGUUCUUCUAAAAAGGACUCACAGUUUGAAUGGUACAAGUGAUAGAUCCUCGCUGAAAGAAGAAUCAUACUGUCCGCUUGUUAAUAGUACAAACUGUUUCCCAGAAGAUAGUAAUAUAAUCACUGAUGAGAAUAGUUCCCCUCCUGUGAAUCUACUUGAUGAAUCUAUAGGAACUGAAAUCUCUGAGAAGUUUCUGGGUUCUAAGGAUUACAUCAAAGAUCAGUUGCUCAACUCAGAGGGUCCCGAGGACCAGAAAAAGCACUCUGCUUCUUUAGAUGGAAGUGUAACCCCUAAGGAACGCUGCCCGUCCAACCUGCCUACCCUCUCUGUUUCUUACAAGAACAUGAAGAGAAGUCCGUCACAGUUUUCACUGGACAACAUUUCAAUAGACAGCAACAUGUUGGAUGAACAUCUGGCUGAGAGCGAUGGCAGUGACCACUUGGAGACAGGACUUGAGGAUUUUUCUUCUUUGAAUUAUCCAUCUACAGCAGAAUCUGCCAGUGUAGAGUUAAGAAAUGAGGAAUACUGCAUGUCUUCUCCAGAUGCAAUGAGUGCAAUUUAUGACAGCGCUCAAGACACACAGCAAGACCUGAUGUCUGUGGUAGUAUUCAAAAUAUUUGGUAUUAAUGGUGGAAUAGAUAUCAAAGGAGAAGAUGCUACUGUUUGCCUUCAGGUUAACCAAGUGGUACCUAACCAACUUGGAAAUGUUGGUGUUCGGCAAUAUCUCAAUACGCGUGGCACAGGUUCUGAUUCAAAAUCAUUUUUGGAGCAAAAGCAGUUCUGUCCUAACAUCAGCCUUAGAUUGGAGACUGGCCCAAGUGCAAAAUGUCACUCCUUACUGGCAGCAGAAAAUGGGUUCUUGCAGUGCCAUAUAAAAAACUUUAGUUCUGAAUUCCUCACCUCCACACUUGCAAACAUUCGGCAUUUUGUAGAAGAUGACUCUGUCGCAGAAAUAAUGCCUAUGAAGAUACAGAUUCAGAAUGCCAGGAUACAUUUAAAGGACGAUAGCCCUCGUGAAAAUACAGUUCCAGAACCAGAACCUGUGAUAUUGAAUAUUGAGAGUCUUUUUAUAGAGAGAUGUGAUGAUGGAGCAUUUUAUAUUAAAGGUUUUUCUGAUUCAAGCACUGACGCUAAGUUGAAUCACAAAGAAGACAAUAGUAUUGUUCAGCUUAACAGCAGUGAUACCAAAAGCAUUAAACUUCAAAGCAAUGCUACAAAAUGCACACAAACACUUUUUGAGGAAACCAAAUUUCCUGAACCCCUGAAACAAAUAAGAAGCCAGGACCUAAAAACUCCAUAUGUCAGUACUGAACAGCUUCUUGAAGAAAAUGAAUGUCUCAAACACGAGUUGGCCAAAACAAAAAUGGCUCUUGCAGAGUCCCACAUGACAAUAGACGGACUUAUGCAUCACAUAAAGGGCAUGUCACAAAAAUACUAGUGCACCUUAAUGCAUUUUGUACAUGACUUAAAAGGGCUCAGUCUGUCCCACAGGAUUACUGAUGAUACAACUAUGCCUUUAAUGAUGUCAUUAUUGAAACCAUUUGUCAUCAGAAUAUCACUUGUGUUCCAAACAAACAGACCUUGAAGAAUUAUUGAAUGUUAAAAUGAAUUGUUGUAAUUAGUCCUGUUUAUAUUGCAAUCACGCAGGUCCAUUGUUGAAAUAGAAGUAAAAGAUUUCACUUCAACAUUUUUUAAAGUGUUACAUGUACAGUUGAAGGAAAUAGUUUAAUUAAUUGAAGAAGAAACUGUAUGGCCAGAUAUUGUUAAUUAUAUUUAGCAAGAUUAUUUUUAAUAUUGUUUAAGGGGUUAUUUUUAAAUGUUUAUUUGCACUCAAUAAACAUUGCAGUUAAUUUGCAUUAAAAUGA